CAUGGACGACCAAAGUGUUUCCUUUUGCAGAAUAUGUAGUAGAAUUAUCGAUGUACAAAGGCGACGCUUGAUAUUUUCACCGGCUUUUUUAGUAGUCAGUGAAUUACAGGAAGUUCUUGGCUACCAUCCUGUCGUCGGUGACGGAUUAUCAUCUUACAUUUGCAGGAUUUGCUUUGCAAGACUGACAAAAAUCCAAACCGUGACAAAAUUAAUUGCUACGAAAUUAGAUUCUCUGAAGGAGGAGAGAAGAAAUUUAAUUUCUGAACUUAAGUCAAAAAUUUCUCAAAAUAAACAAUCAUCAGGGGCAGUAGUACUUCCAGUACAGCAGGAGAUCCAGCCAACCCAAUUAGCUGUAACAAAAAAGGCAGUAGUACCGAUCGCGAUACAGCAGGAAAUCCAACCAACCCAAACAGCUGUAACAACAAAGGCAGUAGUACCGAUUGCAAUACGGCAGGAAAUCCGGCCAACCCAAUUAGCUAUAACAACAAAGGCAGUAGUACCAAUUGCGAUACAACAGGAAAUCCAGCCAACCAAAUCAACCUUAACGCCAAAGGCAGGCUCAGAGCGCCCUUUAUUAAUCAAGAGUCCAACAUACCAGAGCACAGGUGGGUUUGUAGACUCAUUACUUACUCCAAAAAUAGUUAAAACGACAAAAGUUACUGUGUCUUUAUUGAAAGAAAGCAAGGAAACUAAUGAUGUUAAAACCUUUCAUCAAUGUGUUGUAUGUGAUGAGAUUUUUCAACAAUAUUACGAUUUAGAAACACACAAUAAAAUGCAUAUUAAAGAAGAGAAAACUGAUGAUGUAGAUCAAUAUUAUCAUGUUAAGGAAGUGAAAACCAAAGAUAUAGAACCAGUUCAUCAGUGUAAUUUAUGUGAUGAAAGAUUUGAAUCUGAGACUGAUUUAGAAAAACACAGUAAAAUUCAUGUUGAAGUCAAGGAAGCCAUGGAAACUAAUUAUGUUAUAACAUUUCAUCAGUGUAAUUUAUGUGAUGAGAAAUUUGAAUCGGAGACUGAUUUAGCGAAACACUGUAAAAUACACGAAGAAAGCAUGGAGGAAAAUAGUUCACAAUUUAUAGAUGCUUAUAAGAUUCAAAGCAAGAUGUGUUUUAAAAGAACUUUAAAAUGUGAUGUUUGUGGUAAAUCAUUUACUCAGACUGUUGGUCUGAAGAGACACAUGAGAAUUCACACCGGUGAAAAACCCUAUAAAUGUGAUGUUUGUGGUAGAUCAUUUAGCCACAAGAUUAAUUUAAAUCAACAUUUAAAAACCCACACGGGAGAGAAGCCUUUUAAAUGUGAUUUUUGUGGCCAAUCGUUUCGCCGAAUUGGAACGUUACAGCAACACUUGAGAAUUCGAACAGGAGGAAAACCUUCUAAAUGUGAUGUUUGUGAUAAAUCGUUUAUUCGGAAAACCUGCUUUAUUGCCCACAGGAACUUUCAUAGUGGAGGACCAUUAAAGGAUUUUAAAUGUGAUGUUUGUGAUAUAUCAUUUACCCUUAAAUCUAAUCAACAGAGACACAUGAAACUUCACACUAAAAUAUGAGGUUCAAAUUCAUGCGGGGGGUUGGAUGGCCGAAAGGUUAGCACGAGCGCGUUGUAUCAUACGGUCUGUCAUUGAGUCAACUGGCGGGGUUUCGAUUCCUCGGUUGUACGUGGCAAGGAGUAGGGUCGCCUGUCCAACCUCGUGGGUUUUCUCCAGGUCUUCCGGUUUCCUCCCACUGCUAAAGACCCCUAUGCUAGCGAAUUAUUGAAAUAAAAUUAAACCAUAUGUUAGUCCUGAAAUGACCUAGUUUGUGUCGAGUGGACAUUAAACCUCAUUUCUCUCUCUCUCUCAAAUUCAUGCCAAUGGUAAUUGUAAUGUUUUCCCAGAGUCAACAUUUACAGCAACAUGUUAGAAAUAAUUGUUAAAGAGACAAAUGUUAUGUUUGUAGUGGUUCAUUUUCAGAGUCUCCAUUUACAGCAACAUGUGAUGCUUGUGGUAGAUCGUUUUCCAAGAGUCAACAUUUACAGCAACAUGUUGGAACUCAUUGUUAAAAAGACAAAUGUGAUGUUUCUGAGAGUCACCAUUUACAGCAACAUGAUAAAACUUAUUGUUAAAGAGAGAGAAACUUAAAACAAACAUAUGGUACACUUUUAUUUAGUUUUUUCGUUGUGGGGUGUGUGGAUUGCCGAAUGGUUAGCACGUGCACGCUGUAUCAUAAGGUCUGUCAUUGAGUCAACUGGUGGGGUUUUGAUUCCCCCGUUGUAGGUGACAAGGUGUAGGGUCGCCUGUCCAACCACGAGGGUUUUCUCCGGGUCCUCCAGUUUCUUCCCACUGAUAAAGACCCCUAUGCGAAAGCGAAUUAUUGAAAUAAAAUUGAACCAUGUGUUAGAUCCGAAAUGACCUAGUUUGUGUCGAGUGGACGUUAAACCCCAUUUCUCUCUCUCUUCCCUCUUAUUUCGUUCUACCUAGAGGUCCUCACCAGUGGGAGAAAUUUUAAGGACUGGAGAAACCCCACAAGGUUGUCACAUACAAAGCCACACCUCUUGACUUAAUGACAGAUCUUAUGAUCUAAAGUGCAUGCAACCCCCUACCCCCUGUG
Molecule: messenger RNA, 2579 nt
Organism: Patella vulgata (common limpet)
Lineage: Eukaryota; Metazoa; Mollusca; Gastropoda; Patellidae
Product: zinc finger protein 83
Exons: 4
Coding region: 2-1540 (512 amino acids)
Biological process (GO): regulation of transcription by RNA polymerase II
Cellular component (GO): nucleus
Molecular function (GO): zinc ion binding; DNA-binding transcription activator activity, RNA polymerase II-specific; RNA polymerase II cis-regulatory region sequence-specific DNA binding
Source: RefSeq, a predicted model, not a curated record